AUGAAGUUCUUCGCCGUCACUCUCUUCCUCGCCACCGCCCUCGCCGCUCCCUCCGUGGACAGCAACGGCAACGGCGUCGCCCGUCGCCAGGCCGCUCCCGCCUUCUGCCCCCCCGGCCUGCUCUACUCCGUCCCGCAGUGCUGCGAGGUCAAUGUCCUUGGCGUUGCGGACCUUGAUUGCGUCGCUCCUCCUUCCGCACCCAGCAACUGCAAGACUUUUGGCGGUAUCUGCUCCAAAAUCGGUAAGCAGCCUAAGUGCUGUGUUCUACCAAUUGCCGGCCAAGCUCUUCUCUGCGUUGACCCCGUCGGCGCUCGCAACUAA
Messenger RNA from Trichoderma gamsii, 321 nucleotides. RefSeq lists its product as hypothetical. Bases 1 to 321 code for a protein of 106 amino acids. NCBI's taxonomy places the organism in Eukaryota, Fungi, Ascomycota, Sordariomycetes, Hypocreales, Hypocreaceae. The transcript is spliced from 3 exons. The record is from RefSeq and is a predicted model, not a curated record. Gene Ontology annotation, cellular component: extracellular region.